UAUCAACAAUGUUUGAAGCUAAAAGCAUAAACGCUGAGCACAAAGACCUAAUUCAUGAUGUUGCUUACGACUAUUAUGGUCAGCGAAUGGCAACAUGCUCUAGUGACCAAUCAGUAAAGGUUUGGGACCAAGAUGAACAAAAGAACUGGAUUUUGUCUGCAAACUGGAAAGCUCACAGUGGCUCAGUGUGGAAAGUGACUUGGGCCCACCCUGAAUUUGGACAAGUCCUUGCAACCUGUUCGUUUGAUCGGACAGCUGCUAUUUGGGAAGAAAUAAUUGGAGAGACACCACCUCAAGGAGAGAGAGGCUUGAAAACAUGGAUUAGAAGGACUAAUCUCGUAGACUCAAGAACAUCUGUGACAGAUGUUAAAUUUGGUCCUAAAUCUCUAGGGCUUCAACUUGCAACGUGUUCAACAGAUGGUGUCAUUCGUAUUUACGAAGCUCCUGAUGUAAUGAAUCUUAGUCAAUGGACACUUCAACAUGAAAUUCAAUGCAAGCAGCAAUGCAGCUGCCUAACGUGGAGUCAUUCGUUUUCAAGGUUACACCCUCCUAUGAUAGCAGUUGGUAGUGAUGACAACAACCCUGCAAAUGGUAGUAAAGUAGCAAUUUAUGAAUACAGUGGAAUUAGAUGGACCAAAACAGAAUCAUUAGCUUCUAUUGGAAUCAAUGAACCAGUGCAUGAUAUAGCAUUUGCACCCAAUCUUGGCAGAAGCUAUCAUCUCCUGGCCAUUGCCACCAAGGAUGUACGAAUAGUGACCUUGGGCUCUCCUCCGGAAGGAUCAUCACAAAGAUUUGAUGUGCAGCUCACUGCUCAACAAGAAGACAACUUAUCAGGAACUGUUUGGCGGGUGUCCUGGAAUAUUCUUGGGACAAUACUGGCAUCCUCUGGAGAUGAUGGUUGUGUUAGGUUGUGGAAAGCAAAUUACAUGAACAGUUGGAAAUGCAUUGCUGUUCUACGAGGGGAUGGAACACAAGCCAAAAGUGAUACAAGUACCUCAAGUAUGCCCACUAUGGGACAGAUUGCUGCCCCAAAUCAAAGUUCAACUACCAGGUACUACAAAUUGGGCACAAUUACAAACCCUAACCAGGUGCCCAAGUACUAGUUGUAGGCCUUGCCUAGAUAGGAUCCCACUGUGCAUUCUGUGCCGCAAGUUAUUUUCAAUAUUUUCCUGUUGUGGCAAUGCUUAUGGCCUUUCUGACUUGGUCACAUUGUCCUGAUGUUUACAGCUAUAGUUCAAGCUGCUGUUGUCUUCAUGUUUGCAUUCCCAUCCUCUGUAACCUAACUGCCAUGUUUAAUUGGUUGCCUCUUCAGUUCUGUUUUAGUUUAGUUUCUGCUCCAAUAAUCUAUUAGAUGCUUAUCUUACAUGUUUAUACUUAUUUUUGUGUGCGACUUCGAAUCAAACUUUUGCAUGCACACUUUAUAAUUGGGACAAGCAAGCACACAUUGUGUACAUUUUUAUAGUUUUUUUUUAAAUCAUCUGGUUGGUAACCUUCCCUUUCAUUUCUUUUUGUGGCAGAAGUCAAUUACUUGAGGGUAUUUCUCUCUGCUUAGUUAGGAUCAUAUUUAAUGUCUGAAUGAAUUUCUAUCUAUGAAAUUAUGAACUAUUUUUGAACUGUAUAUGGUACAAAUCUAAAAUAAUUCUACUUCUUGUUAGCUUGGCAUAUAAUCAAUGAAAAUGCGAUAUAUAAAAUUCUCUUCUGGCCAAGAAAAAGAAAAGAGAAAGUUUGAAACCAAGUUAGAAACAUCUCAGCCUGUUAGAAAUGUCUUCAGUGCUUUGGAAUAAAAGUAGUUUAAAUACUCCA
This is a messenger RNA of Frankliniella occidentalis (western flower thrips), 1803 nucleotides long. RefSeq names its product nucleoporin SEH1 (gene Nup44A). Gene Ontology annotation, cellular component: nuclear pore outer ring; Seh1-associated complex. NCBI's taxonomy places the organism in Eukaryota, Metazoa, Arthropoda, Insecta, Thysanoptera, Thripidae. The transcript has 6 exons. The record is from RefSeq and is a predicted model, not a curated record. Bases 9 to 1103 code for a protein of 364 amino acids. Gene Ontology annotation, molecular function: protein binding; structural molecule activity. Gene Ontology annotation, biological process: cellular response to amino acid starvation; positive regulation of TORC1 signaling.